AUGGCUGCGACUUCAAUACCGGUCAGGAUCUCCCCUCAAGCCAGCCGUGCGGGAAGUCGACAUAAACGUGCAUCUUCAGAUACCAGAAGGCCAAACGAGACACAAUUGUUGCAUGCUAUUCCCCUCAUCGAAUACCUGCAAUUAGACGAGCGGCCAACUUUUGUAGUUGAUAUCGUCGACACUGUCAAUCUCAACCCCUCUGGUCUCAAUUUGAUCUUUGCAAACACCGCGCUCAAGUCCCGCAAUUCUCUAUUCGACCAUGUACAAGGACGGUCCGAAGACUCUACUCAGUUACUAGAUUUGGGAACUCCAUUCUCGGAUUUCAAGGCCUGGGCUCUCAGCCCCCUAACAGAGCCCGAUAUCGUCCCGACAUUUCCUUUUGCCGGAUGGCUGUGGCAAGGCGCCCUAAUACGAAAAAGACUGAAGGUCAUCCAUGGUCGGCAACAUCCUUUUUCCACCCCUUUGGUGGCGGAUGGUGGUGGUGGUCGGCUCGGUAUGCAGCAAUAUCAAGGCCUUGGUUCAGCGUCUGCGUCCACCAGUGGAGGCGCUCGCGGGGACACCGAAUUGCAAAGCUACUUCGACAUUCCCCCGCGCACCAGCGGCGAGGUGCCACGCACUCUCAAUCGCUUGGUGACAGAAGCUAUACCAGACGUCUCCCCGAACGGUCUCGACCCGACAUCACCUGUGCCGAGCGGGGAUCUGACAUACUCGGAGCUCUUGUCGGGCUCUUUUCAGGCAAGCUCCGAUCAGAGAGUGAUCUCGGCCGGCGCGCACAUUAAUCUAGACACCGACAUGGUAACUGUUGACGAGAAAGGGUAUUUUGAUUGGACACGUUUGCCCAUGUCGCCCUCUCUCCCAGCGCAUAUCCGAUUUGCCAGAGGCGUUGACUGGAGUGCCACUAGUCUGGGCCCGAUCCAGGACUGGUCUGUCGAACUUCGGGGGAUGUGUAACUUGAUCAUGGCCAGUCCGCACCCUUCAGCCAUGUACUGGGGACCAGACCACAUAGCCAUAUAUAACGAAGCCUAUGUUCUGCUGGCAGGCCAAAAGCAUCCGGCGUUGAUGGGCGCGCGCUAUCGCGAUGCGUGGUUUGAGAUCUGGGACGCGUUGAAAGGAGUCUUCGACAAUGCUUUCAAAAACGCUCAGGCGACCAUGAAAGAUGAUGACUGCCUCUUCAUUAUGCGCAACGGCUUCUUGGAAGAGACCUAUUUCUCCUGGUCUAUAAUCCCGCUUAUUGGAGCCGAUGGCGGAGUCGUUGGGCUGUAUAACCCGGCAUUUGAGAAGACGCGUCGCAAGAUUGCGGAGAGGCGCAUGCUGACACUGCGCGAGAUUGGCGAACGGACGGCUGCGGCCCGAGAAGUCUCUCAGUUCUGGGGCUUGCUGCUUCAAGGUCUCGAAUACAACGAAUACGAUGCUCCAAUGGUUUUGGUCUAUUCUCUCAACGAGGACUUGGCGGAGAGCGAAGUCGCUUCCUCGGGCUCCAGCGGCGCUGCCUCCAACAAAGUUUGCUACCUCGAAGGCAGCUUGGGUAUUCCCGCUGGCCAUAGAUCAGCACCUCCUGUUAUUGACAUGAAGACGGGCACCAGGGGUUUUGCCGCUUCAUUUAGACAGGCACUCACAACCGAUAGACCGAUCGUCCUCCGGGUCGACGACGGCAGUCUCGACCCCGACAUGCUGGAAAAUAUUGAAUGGCGAGGAUUUGGCGAUCCCUCCAAAAUCGUGGUGAUAUCACCCAUCCAUCCUACUACCGGGGAGUCAACCUUGGGGUUUCUCGUUAUGGCUACAAACCCAAGACGACCGUACGAUGAAGAUUACGAUCUGUUUGUUCAGCUUUUAGGCCGCCAGCUCGCCACUUCGAUUGCAUCAGUUGUCUUGUUUGAGGAUGAAAUCAAGAAAGGCGAGAGAGCCGCUCAGCUGGCGGCCCAAGACCGGAUUGAGCUCAGUAAUCAACUUUUGGCCAGGACUCAACAAGCGGCCGAGGCAGAGAACAAAUUCGCGAGAAUGGCGGAACUUGCACCAGUCGGAAUCUUCAUCGGGAACCUCGACGGCAAGAUCAACUUCGCCAACGAUGCCUGGUAUAAUAUCUCUUCGUAUCCUCGUGACGUGCCGGUUGACAACGAGUGGAUCGAAUACGUUCUAGAAGAAGAUCAAGCGAAAGUCCGGGAGUUGUGGACCACUAUGCUGGAGAAGAGAUGUGCAAUAUCACUGGAAUUCCGCUUCAAGAGCCCAUGGGGGGACAAGCUCGGAAACACGGGGCAAACCUGGGUACUUACUAGUGCUUCACCUGAACGAGACGAGGACGGGCGAAUCCGACAAAUCUUUGGGUCAAUGACUGAUAUCAGUGCACAAAAGUUCGCCGAAAGUCUACAGACCCGUAGAAUGGAGGAAGCCGUCGAACUCAAGCGCAAGCAAGAGCGGUACAUCGAUACUACCUCGCACGAAAUGCGUAACCCGUUGUCCGCCAUACUGCAAUGUGCUGAUUCAAUCACCGGCUCCCUAAGCGAGAUGCGGGAUGCCAACGGGCUGACCAAACCUCAGCAGGAAAUUCUUGACCUCACUAUCGACUCUGCUCAGACUAUAACGCUAUGUGCUCAGCAUCAGAAAAGGAUUGUGGAUGACGUUCUAACGCUGUCGAAGCUGGAUUCGGCCAUGAUGGCGGUCACUCCUGUCGACACACGGCCUAUAGCCGUUGUACACAAGGUGCUGAAAAUGUUUGACGCAGAGUUGAAGACGGCAGACAUUAGAUUGGAGUUGAAGAUCGACACGUCCUUCACAGCCCAGGAAAUCGAUUGGGUCCGAAUAGAUCCACAUCGGCUUUCACAAGUCUUGAUCAACUUGAUGACCAAUGCGAUCAAAUUCACCACGACGCAAGAGAAUCGAGUCAUACGCAUGCACAUUGCCGCUUCGGAGGAAAAACCGUCUCAAGAGGACAAAUGGAGACUCACGUAUAUCCCUUCUCGGUCUCCCAAGGAAAAAGAUGUAACCGCAGCCGCAGAAUGGGGCUUAGGCGAGCCCGUGUAUCUCCAUUUUGCAGUGCAAGAUACCGGACGUGGUCUGGAUGAACUGGAAAAGAAACAGCUCUUCCAGCGGUUCUCUCAAGCUAGUCCCCGCACGCACGUCACAUAUGGUGGCUCCGGCCUUGGUCUCUUCAUUUCCAGAGAACUGGUCGAGCUUCAGGGGGGUGAAAUCGGCGUCGCCUCGGAGAGUGGAAAAGGGAGCAUAUUUGCGUUCUAUAUCAAAGCUCGCCGUAGUAAGGGGGAUAUUGCCACCCUGGAAGAGAUCCCGGGUUCUUCAGCACCACAUAGCAGGAAGGCAUCCAAGACAACGCCGCUGACGGGCCUGGCCAUGCAAGUGCUCCAACCACCAUCUGGAGCUUCGCUCGCUUCUGCGAAGACAGCCUCCGCCAGUCUAACCACGCAAGCCGACGCCGUCCACGUUCUCAUCGUCGAAGACAACUUGAUCAACCAAAAAGUACUUGCAGCACAGCUUCGCAAGAUCGGUUGCGUUGUCCAUGUGGCCAACCAUGGGGGCGAGGCCAUUGAGCAAAUCCGCAAGUCAAAAUUUCAUAGCGACCAUGUCACGGAUGGUGUCAAGGUCGACGUUGUGCUCAUGGAUCUGGAGAUGCCUGUCAUGGACGGGCAGACUUGCGCACGGAAACUCCGGGAGAUGCAAGAGACUGGAGAAUUGGUAGCGCACGUCCCUGUCAUAGCAGUCACAGCGAAUGCGCGAGCUGAACAGAUCGAAAUGACAUUGCAGAGCGGAAUUGACGAUGUCGUGAGCAAGCCGUUUCGGCUGCCUGAGCUGGUGCCCAAGAUGAAGGACGUUCUCGCCAAGUUCAAACGAGAUGGUGAAAGAGUGUAG
Cladophialophora psammophila CBS 110553 is the source of this 3858-nucleotide messenger RNA. RefSeq lists its product as uncharacterized. The record is from RefSeq and is a predicted model, not a curated record. Gene Ontology annotation, molecular function: phosphorelay sensor kinase activity. Gene Ontology annotation, biological process: phosphorylation; regulation of DNA-templated transcription; phosphorelay signal transduction system. The transcript has a single exon. Bases 1 to 3858 code for a protein of 1285 amino acids. NCBI's taxonomy places the organism in Eukaryota, Fungi, Ascomycota, Eurotiomycetes, Chaetothyriales, Herpotrichiellaceae.